This is a messenger RNA of Penicillium subrubescens, 1545 nucleotides long. RefSeq names its product cytochrome P450. The transcript has 5 exons. The record is from RefSeq and is a predicted model, not a curated record. Gene Ontology annotation, molecular function: monooxygenase activity; iron ion binding; heme binding. Lineage: Eukaryota; Fungi; Ascomycota; Eurotiomycetes; Eurotiales; Aspergillaceae. The coding region runs from base 1 to 1545 and encodes 514 amino acids.
AUGUCUUUUCUCGGGCUGGCCCUCCUAGUGGCUACGAGCUGUCUCAUUAUCAGAUCUAUUUACCGCCUGUAUCUUCACCCUCUUCGAAGAAUCCCAGGCCCUAGACUCGCCGCUAUCACCCAUUUAUAUGAGUUUUACUACGAUGUCCUCUGCCGGGGGAGAUUUAUUUGGGAAAUUGAGAGACUACACAAGCAAUACGGUGGGCCUUCUUUUUUACUACUUACAUCCUUCAUCCUGCGCCCUAUCAUACGGAUCAAUCCACGAGAGGUCCACGUUAUUGAUCCCUCAUUCUAUGACGAGAUCUACGCUCGAAAUUGCCGACCACGGGACAAGGACGCUAAGUUUGUCCCUACAUUCGGCCUGCCCUUCUCCCUGCUGAGUACAAUUGGACACAGACAGCAUCGUUUCCGUCGUUCAAUUCUGUCUAGCUUCUUUUCAAAGCGUUCUGUGAUGGAUAUCGGGUUUCUUAUUGAGGAGAAAACCCGAAAACUCAUGCAACGUUUGGAAGAGUUUUAUGAGAAUCAGCAGGUUGUACAACUAGACUCUGCCUUUGUUGCGCUGACUUCCGAUAUUAUCACGUCAUACUGCUACGGUGAAUCCGGUGAUUUCCUUGAUGAUUCGAGUUUUCGUAGCGAUAUUCGUGAUUCGGUUAUCGAUGCAACCUCCAUUUGCCACUUUGUUCGAUUCUUUCCAUUUGUGAUUUCUAUGAUUACGGCAGUCCCAACUAGUGUCAUGAGGAUUAUCAUGCCAGGAAAGGCAGGGUUGCUUGACUUUCAGCAGUCUAUCGCCGAAAAGGCCUCGCAAACACUGAAGGGAAGCAGAUCAUCUAUUGCUGGGCACGAAACCAUAUACGACAAAUUGGUUCAGCCCAGUAUCCCGGCUGAGGAGCGAAGUAUCCAACGCAUCCAGGAUGAGAGCUCGCUUGUUCUCGCCGCAGGUACAGAAACCACCAGCCGCAUUAUUACGAUUGCCAUGUUCUAUCUCAGCACAAACAAACCAAUGCUAGACACUUUGCGAGCGGAACUCAAGCGAGUCCUUCCAACACCCACGAGCUCGACUACCUGGGUUCAGCUGGAGAAACUUCCAUACCUGACUGGUGUUAUUCGUGAAUCCUUACGCUUAGGGCAUGGCAUUACUUGUCGUCUUCCCCGUGUAGCUCCGGACGAAGUUUUGAAGUACGGGGCCUUCGAGAUUCAAUCCGGAACACCUAUGAGCACCUCUACUGUGCUUCUUCAUCGCAACGCGGAUAUCUUCCCAGAUCCUGACAAGUUUGACCCUAACAGGUGGAUCAAUAAAGGCGAGAUAGACAAUACCCUCGCGCGGUAUAUCGUGUCCUUUACUAGAGGAAGUCGUAUAUGCUUAGGAUUAAACCUCGCAUAUAGCGAGCUAUAUACGGUCAUUGCAUACAUUGCCCGGCGAUUCAGCUUCGAAAUGUACAAUACCACUCUCGAAGAUGUGACUGUCACCCGGGACAUGAUGGUUGGCUAUACUUCAAGGGGGGAUCUGCAAGUCUAUGCCAAAGUGACAAAUUUGAUCCAGGAGUAA